GUAGAGGAAGGAUGAAGAUUCUGUUCAUUCAGUACAAGAGUUCAAACACCAUGACUUCUGCACUCUUUGUCUGCUCUCUGAUAUGUUUGUUCUUGGGGCAAAUGGCUCAGGAGACUUCUCAGGAAGUGUCCGUCCGUCAAGAGAGACGCUUCAUGUCAGCUGAAGUUGGACACACUUUGACUCUGCAAUGUAUCUAUGAAGUUGGUGAUCCAGCAUGGCUUUACUGGUACAAACAAAGUCUGGGUCAGACACCCAGGCUCAUCUCUACGUUCUACGCGUAUGAAAAAAGGAUCACUUUUCAGGAUGAAUUCAAGAACAGUCGCUUCACAAUCAGAGCUGAAAACAGUGCAAAUUACUUAACUAUAUUUGAUCUACGUAUUUCAGACUCAGCCACAUACUACUGUGCAUGUAGCUAUACAUUUGUCAUGACUUUCAUGGAGGGCACCAUCGUCCAUGUGAAGGGUUCAGAUUUGAACGUCCCAGCUUUGGUUCUUCAGUCAGAAUCUGAGACCAUCCAGCCAGGAGCCUCUGUGACUCUGAACUGUACCGUCCACACUGGGAGCUGUGAUGGAGAACACAGUGUGUACUGGUUCAAAGACUCUGAAGAAUCUCAUCCAGGACUCAUUUACACCCAUGGAGGCAGGAGUGAUCAGUGUGAGAGGAAACCCAACACAGAAACAAAUACCUGUGUCUACAACUUCCCUUUAAGGAGCCUGAAUUCUUCUCAUGCUGGGACCUACUACUGUGCUGUAGCUUCAUGUGGACACAUUCUGUUUGGAAGCGGGACCAGGCUGGACUAUGAAGAUGAUGAGGGCUCUCCUGUUUUGGUGUAUGUGUUGAGUGGAGCUUUGGCACUCACCGUCAUGCUGGUUGUUUUCCUGGCGUCAUCAACAUACAGCUGUACAGACAACGGGACAAACAGCUGCCAGCCUUCAGGCGCCUCCAUUCCCAAAGCAGUGGGUUACAAAGAUGCAGGAAACAGAUCGACAACACAGAGGGACGACACCUGGACUGAAUGUGUGUAUUACACUGUCAGGCUGUAAACUGUGUGUACUUCACUGUCAGGUCGUAAACUGUGUGUACUUCACUCUCAGGCUGUA
This is a messenger RNA of Notolabrus celidotus (New Zealand spotty), 1100 nucleotides long. RefSeq lists its product as uncharacterized. Gene Ontology annotation, biological process: response to bacterium. Bases 12 to 1043 code for a protein of 343 amino acids. NCBI's taxonomy places the organism in Eukaryota, Metazoa, Chordata, Actinopteri, Labriformes, Labridae. The transcript is spliced from 4 exons. The record is from RefSeq and is a predicted model, not a curated record.